AAACAGGACUUUAGGUGAUGUCUUGAAUUGAAAAUACAUUUUCUUACCUAAAGUCAUUUUUUAAAAAUAAAUCAUAACAACUUGCAUGAUAAAUAAGUUUUGAAACUACUUAGGUUUGGUAGAAACUCCUACUUUUAUAUUGUAUUCACAACAUUUACCCUCAUACAAUAGGAAUAGGUGUUGAUUUUUUACCUUAAUUUCUAUACAGUAUAAAGAUGGACAAUUUCAAUGAUGAUGGUGAUUAUGAUAAUGAUGGUGAUUAUGAUAAUGAUGACAAUGUCGUUGGAUCUUCACAACAACCAAAUCACCCGUAUGGGAAUCCCUACUUAAUGGCAGCAGCAGUGGUAGGAACAAUUUAUGCAGAAAAUUACCUAAAUAAACAACCAUGUAGGACAUCUGCUCUCACAGGAUAUCAAUGGAUGUUAGAAUUGCAACAUGGUAAUGCUACAAGAAUAUAUGAAAAUUUUAGAAUGGACAGGGAUGCUUUUUAUCAAUUGUGCAAUUUAUUAGAGACUAACUAUGAACUACAAAGUGGGGAAAAAGUUGGGGUUCAACAACAAGUUGCUAUUUUUGUAUUUAUUGUUGGUCAACAUGCAAACAAUAGAAAUGCUCAAGAAAGAUUUCAAUUAUCGGGUGAAACUAUUUCAAAAUACUUCCACUCUGUUUUAAAAGCGUGUGUGAAAAUGUCCGUGGAUUGGGUGAAGCCUUGGCAGAGAAAUGGGGUUCAUCCGUACAUAAAGAAUAGUCGAAAAUAUUACCCUCAUUUUAAGAAUUGCAUUGGGGCAAUUGAUGGAACACAUAUCAAAGCUCAUGUGGAAGCAGAAUACUUACCCCGUUUCAUAGGUAAGAAGGGAUAUGCUACACAAAACAUAUUGGCAGUGUGUGACUUUGACAUGUGUUUCACAUUUUGCUUGCCUGGUUGGGAGGGAAGUGCACAUGACAUGCGAAUUUUUUGGGAUACAAUUAGGAAUCCAAACAAUAAUUUUCCAUAUCCAGAAGGAGAUGAGUAUUAUUUGGUUGAUUCUGGCUAUCCAAACACAAAGGGUUAUCUUGCGCCGUACAAAGGGGAGAGAUAUCAUUUAGCUCAAUUUGACCAUCGGCCUCCUCAAACUGCACAUGAAAAAUUCAACAAAACACAUUCAUCACUCAGGAGCAUAAUAGAAAGAUCAUUUGGUGUUUGGAAAGCAAGAUGGCCUUUUAUGAAAGAUAUUCCAUGCAAUUAUAAUUUUGUUUGUCAACGACAAUUUGUUUGUGCUACUAUGGCGAUCCACAACUUCAUUAGACGAACUAAGUUAAGGGAUAUUCCAUUUGACUCUUAUGAUAAACAUAUUGAGUAUGUCCCUGUUGACGAGGAAGCAGUGGUAGGGGAAGACCGACAUGGGCAUCCGGUUCGUAAUGAUGAUUAUGAGAUGGAUUCAAGAAGAUAUGAGAUUUUAAUGUCAAUUUCUCAAGGAAAUAAUUAUUAAAAUAUAAUAAAUUUAUUUUUGUGUAAUAUUUAUUUCAUUGUAUUAUUAUUUAAAAAUGAUAGGGUUAUGUUAA
Molecule: messenger RNA, 1539 nt
Organism: Camellia sinensis
Lineage: Eukaryota; Viridiplantae; Streptophyta; Magnoliopsida; Ericales; Theaceae
Source: RefSeq, a predicted model, not a curated record